UAGGAAAGAUGGACAGUUAGAGCAGCAGCAACUCUGAAGAUGAAGAUGUUGUGGUUGCUGUGCUCCUCAUGCGCGAAUCCAAUCGGCCAUCGCGUUCUCCGUCCAAUUUUGAACGAUUUCAGACUGAUUCAGUCUGGCGCAAGAAGUUCCGCUUUGGCAAGGGCGAGAUUUUGCGGCUUGUGCAGCUCUUUUGUUUGCCUGAACCAUUCCCUACUACACAGCGAUAUAAUGUUUCAGCGCUCGAAGGGUUAUGUAUCUUCCUACGGCGAAUGGCUUACCCUGUACGGCUCGACGACUUAGAAGACUUUUUCGGACGUGAUACAACUGCGAUUUCGUCCAUUUCUAGCGCUGUUCUUGACUUUAUUUAUGACAAAUUCAACCAUCUCUUAGAAUUUGACCGCUCCCGGCUUAAUGCUGAUACACUUUCGGCGUACGCUGAAGCAAUUCAUGCUAAAGGAGCCCC
Messenger RNA from Phytophthora nicotianae INRA-310, 463 nucleotides. RefSeq lists its product as hypothetical. The coding region runs from base 40 to 300 and encodes 86 amino acids. The record is from RefSeq and is a predicted model, not a curated record. Lineage: Eukaryota; Oomycota; Peronosporomycetes; Peronosporales; Peronosporaceae. The transcript has a single exon.